GUCCUGUUUGUGAUGGAUGAAUAAGAUUUUUGGAAUAACUGUGUCUGUCCAUUGUGCCAUGUCCCUCUUCAGCCAAAAAACGCAAGUUUAUUGAAAACUAGAGAAUUCCAAUGAGAGCUAGGCCAAAGAAUGUUCUUAUCUUGAUUCUCUGUGUCUGUGUUAUUCCACUGUUUUGGAUCUCACUAAUAACAAAACAAAAUGUACCAUUUCCGAGGACAGAUUCUAGUGGACUGGAGGACGUACAAGACAGGUUACAGGUCGCAGAGCAUGUCAACAGGAGACGGGAGGAGGAUCUAAGAACUCUACGCAGUCAUUUCAUUCAAAUCUUAAGGAGCGUUCUGCAGGAAACUAAUCAAACAAACAGAUCUAUAGCAGACUUGUUUCAAACCAACCAGGCCUUACAACUCAGCAAUAUGAGUGAUAUUUCUUCAGAUAAUUCCCUUCAACUGCCAAGUCUAUUUACAUAUUUACCCCACAUUGUUGGGAAACCCCAAAGUCUCAGACCAAGCUUUCAGCUGUCUCAGAACAGAUAUGGAGUCUCUAUUGUGAUUGGAAUUCCAACGAUUCGUCGGGAUAAGACGAGCUAUUUACAGCAGACAGUGGCCUCCCUGAUACAAGGCAUGUCUAAGGAGGAACAGAAGGAGUGUCUCAUUGUGGUCUUUGUAGCAGAGCCAAAUGAUCCUGAGUAUGUGCAAGAAGUGGGUAGAGAAUUAAGUAAACAAUUCCCUCAACAUUUACAGAGCGGUUUGUUAGAAUUGAUAUCACCACCAGCGGAAUUUUACCCUGAUUUUAAUAAUAUCAAGCAAACCUAUGGAGAUACAAAGGAAAGGGUAAAAUGGAGAACCAAACAGAAUCUAGACUUUUCCUUUCUAAUGAUGUAUGCUAGAAUGAAAGCAGUUUAUUAUGUACAGCUGGAAGAUGAUGUGAUUGCCAAGCCAGGCUAUUUCUCCAUAAUGAAAACAUUUGCUGAACAGCAAAGCUCAAGUACCUGGGUACUGCUGGAGUUUUCUACUCUGGGAUUCAUAGGCAAAAUGUUCAAAUCGCGCGACUUGCCGAUGAUGGUGGAGUUCUUCUUGAUGUUUUACCAGGACAAGCCCAUUGAUUGGCUGCUGGAUUAUUUUCUGGCUGUAAAAGUUUGCAACCCAGAAAAGGAUCAUAAACACUGCAAUCGAAUGAAGGGAGAAAUGCGUCGGAGAUAUAAGCCCUCUCUCUUCCAGCAUGUAGGGACACAUUCCUCAUUAAAAGGAAAAGUCCAAAAACUAAAAGAAAAAGACUUUGGAAAGCUGAUGUUGCAUAGAGCUCAUGUAAACCCUAGAGCCAAUCUAAAAACUUCAUUAAAAGCUUAUCAGAAGUUUACUUUGCACAAAGCUUACAUUGGAGAGGAUGUGUUUUGGGCCACAACUCCUGCCAAGGGAGACUACAUCCAGAUCAAGCUGGACCCACCAAUACAUGUAGAGGAGAUUUUGAUCAGGACUGGAAAUCCUGAUCACAAGGAUGAUGUUUUGGUGAAUGGCUCUCUGCUUGUACUGCCCGUGGAGUCCUCCAAACCUGUGUCCACCCUACAGGAUUCCACCUUCACAGUCACCAGCUCAGGCUUCCUCGUAGUCGCUUCAUUUAAAGAGGGACUGGCUCAUGUACAGUUCAGUGAGAAUAUGGAAAAAAUUUCUUGUGUGAAAGUGGUAGUAGAGGCAGACAACGAAAACUGGAUGAUUGUCAGUGAGAUCCAUAUUAAAGAAAGGAAAAUAUCAACGCCUCCAAGCUAGCAUUGGCCAUCUUCUUUUGAAAUGUUUAUAUGCAAUUGGGUUGAUUAUACGUGGUGUGUUGAUUCUUGUCCCACCAACAGCGAUUGAAAUAGGGACCACUGGUCAUCGAUGGAAAGGUCUGCAGAGUCAAUCAAGUGCACAUGUACUGACGAUAGUUGUUUAUAUUGAUACCCAGAAAUACUGUGGUUAUAUACAUUAUGUAUUGAGAAUAUGAAUAUCUAAAGGUAUAUAUAGCUUGAAUUACCCAGGCUUUGUUUUUUGGGUUUUUUUUUCAAAUUUGAUUGCAGGUAGGUGUUCUGUAUCUCACAAUUAAAUUGUAUCACAUACUGUCAUAGUUAUUUACCAGUACCUAUAUAAAUCUUCAUAUUUGAUGAUUAUUUGAUUAAGACAUAGGAUAUUUACAACACAGCUGUGCAUAAAAAAGUUGAAGCCAAUACACACAUUCACUCUGGUAUUAAUCUCAUAAUUUUUCUGUCAUUCUGUUAAGAUAUUUUUGAUCUGAUUCUGAGCAAUAAAUACAUGUAUCCCCUUUUCAAUCAUUCUGAAUGUAUCAAUCUAUUGUUUCCAUUAUUGUGAAUAAUACAAAAAUAGACUAAGUUAGGCAAUGUUAACAAAACAAAAUAUUUUCAAAAUUUUGAUCAUUUAAUAAAUUUGCCAUAUAUACCUUUACAUACUUUAUAUUCAACAUGAUUGUACCUUUCCAUCAUGUCUAAAUAGUACCAAAAAUUGUUGAUUAUUCAUGCUAAUGCUAUUACACGUAUUGAUUGUGGUUUUUAAGGGAAAAGAAAAGUUGAUGAUUAUAUUAUCUUAUGAACUUGAAUUGUUAAAGCAUAUGGAAUCUGAAGAGACCAGUGUCGUAAUUAACCAAUGGACAAGGUUUUUCAAAAAUCUUUUUGGAACUUAUUGAUUUCAUUUACCGGUAUUAAACAGAAUAACACCAGUUUAUUGAAUUUUUAUGCACUUAGAGUCUCUUUGGUGCAGAAAAUUGCAAUUAACAAUAGUUAAUUUUUAAAAUCACAUUGUAAAUGAUAAGAUAUUAUCUGUCCAGUUCAUAGGCUUUGAGGCAAUUUAGAUAUCUAUUAGACAGUUACUUUAUAGGCUUUAUUUGUCCAGAUUUGAAUUUUAUUACUACCUUGGAUUUUAUAAAGUGUGUUUUAAAAGUUAUGUAAGAGUAUUUUUCUCUACAUCCCUCAUUGGUGGCAUGUACAAGGAGUUAAGAGGUGGAUUCAUAGCAGCAUCAGGUAACAGAUAACAACAGAUGUAUUAAGAGAUAAACAUGUAGAGGUCUUCCUUUUCCCAUAGAGGAAAAUUAAACUGUUGUUUUGAUAUUUAGUAUUUACUCAAUGUACACAUCAUUUUGAUGUCUUUUUUACAUCAUAGGUUAUUGCACAUGUAUUUGUUUUCCAUUCUUUUUCCUAGUCACUGUUGCCUGAAUAUUUACAUGUAUAUACAAUCACAUGUAUAUUUGACUGUCUACAUUGAAAUAUUGCAGUUGUGUUUUUAAUUUUGCCAAAGAAUUCCCCCCCCCCCCCCAAGAGUUUGACAAUACAUGUACCAGAUGAGUCGUUUUAAUGAGAACUGUUCACACACAUGUACAUAGUGAGUAGAGACGAAGCUUUAAUCUCUAGUGUCUUUAUACUCUAUCAUCAUUUUAUUUACAACCUGUGAAGGGAUACAGCAAUUCUCAUAAUUUCUUGAGCCUUUCUGGUAGAGCUUUGAAAAUACCUCAAAUAUAAUUCCUUUACGAGUUUGUAAUAUCUUUUUAAUAAAAGGGAGUUACUCCCCAUCAAUUCGAAGUGUUAGUUAACAAGACAGACUUAUUGGGGUUUUUUGAUUUUUAUAUUGUUGGGUUUAUUAAAUUUUAAAUCAAUCUCAAUAUGAUGCAUUUAGUACCAUAUAUUUCUUUUAGUACCAUAUGUAUAAAGAAGGUAUGGGCUGGGGGUGAGGUUAUUAUGGAUGCCUCUAUGAUAUACAAGUACAUGUAUUGUUUUUAUGGUUGUCGGAAAGGCCCAGAAAGUAAGUUCCAAUUGGGAGUACAGAUAUCUGUAGAAUUCAUGUCUGUGAUAUCUCCACAGCUUCCUGUCUUAUUUUAGUCUAAAGCUUUUAUGGCAUUGAUUGUAUUGUAAAGAUAAAAAAGAUGCCAAUGACUCCUGUCCAAAGAUGAUAUGAAUUUUUAAUAAGAAGCGCUAAGUGUGAUUGAUUUUUUUUUUUCUAUUAGAAAAGUCUUACCAGGUAAUUAAAGUAAUUGAGAUUUUCUGUGAUUUUAUUUUUAAAAACUCAUUUAAGUUUUUAAGUUCCGAUUUGUAAAACAAAGAGUGCUAUCACUUUCACCUAUGCUUAUAUGAAUUAAGUCAAAUGAUGUAAAAAAAAAAUUUAAUAACAAUUGAGAGCGAAGCAAAAGAAAAUAAUCAAAUCAGCUGGUAUGUUCUGAGUGAGGCUACUUAUUUAAAAACACUUAAGUAUUUCUGUUUACUUUAGAAUCAAUUGUCCUUAAGCAGAAAUGUAUUGAGCAGACACACUGGGUCCCCUUCAAUUUUUUAGUACAUGUAACUUACCGGAUAAUUCUUUGAAUUUAUUCUGGACCCACCAAAAAUGAAUUUCAAAAACUUUCAACACCAUAGAUUUAAGAAAAUUCAAACAAUUGGAUUAUUUUAGUGCAGUAGAGGUUAAAGUGUGCACGAAAUCAAAAACACUUCUUUUCUUUUUAAGAUUAUUCAUUAAAUCAAAUCAUACAGCAUGAAGAAAAAGGGAUUUUACUGAGUAAAAUUUUGCAUUCAAAAUAUUUUGGAUAUGCAUUUAGAUUAACUCUAACCUUGUAUAUGAUAAAAGUGAUGAUAUUUUUUUUUUAUGAUUUGACAGCAAGUAAUCUUCAUGUUUGAAAAAUAUUCCCUGCAUAAAAACAUUUUCAUCAAUUGAAAUGCUGCUUUUGAAUGUAAUUUUGAUAAUUAUACAUCUUUUAUUUGAAUCAUUUUAAGACCAAAGAUUAAGUCAAAUAGUGGUUUUAUUCAAUGUAUAAAUCAUCCAAUCAAUGGGCAGUUUAAAUUUAUAGAGUCACUAAAUGGCCUUGUUGUUUGAAUAUAGCAUAUUUGCCCCCAAUUUGAUGUCCCAUUCCUAAAAGGACCCUAUACUCGUCACCCCUCCAUUCAUUUCAUUUGUUUUAACAACCACCAACAAGAUAUCCUAUCUUAUUUUUGUUGAAUUACAUUAGUGUUCCUGAUAUAUAUAAGAUUUAAACAUUCUUGAAAUUUGUUUUUGAAAAUUACUGAAAUUAGCAAUUAAUAAAUCCAUUGCCAUUUUUCAGGCACAAAUUUGUUAAAAAGGAGAAUGCCUAUAUUUAUUAACAUGUAUGCUAUUUGAGUUUUGAAUAAUAAUCGCAAGGCAGAUGUUAUAAAAGAUCAUGAAAGGUUACGACUUGGUGCCAAAUAUCAAGGGUAUUGUUGCCUCUAUGGUAAGGGUACUUUGUAAUGUCAGUAAGGGUUGUAGAAGAUUAAUGUGUAUAUCUGUCACUUUUUUGUCUACCUUCUUUUUAUCCAAUUUAAUCCUGCUUUUGUGCUUCAAUGUCUGCAAGCCAUUUUUCCUCUUUUGAAUUUCAUUGUAGUUUUGGUGAAUUUUUUACAUGUUACUACAAAUUCAUCGAUUUAAUCUUAAUUGUUAAAGCUCUUUUAUUCUGAUUUUUAAAAAAACAUAAAUUUUAUAUUAGAAAGAAAGGUAAGACUUAAAAUUCAUUCCACUAUAAAUUUGCACGUUUAGUUUGCGUGCAGAAAAUUGUGCCAUUAGCAAUCAAAUCACAUUUUAAAAAUUGUUGAAUUUGAGAUAUAAUCAUUUAUAUAAAUGAUUGUUUGAUGUAUAUACAUGAUUAAAACAGCAUUGUUACACAUAUGCUUAAUGUUGUUGAUAAUCUUGUUGCGGGAUUUUUUUCAUAAAAUACAUAUUGUUUUUAAUUCUAUUAUUGUUGAUAAAUGUUUACAAGUUUUUGUGGCAAUAUUUAGUACACCAUAGUAAACCAUUUUCCACUAAGACCCGGUUUUUAAUUGCUGUACAUUUCAUUCACUCAGUGUAGCCAUAAUUUUGUGAUAAAUUUAAUUUGGUCCCAAAUCAAUAAAAAAAUUAA
This is a messenger RNA of Magallana angulata, 5874 nucleotides long. RefSeq names its product alpha-1,3-mannosyl-glycoprotein 4-beta-N-acetylglucosaminyltransferase A-like. Bases 111 to 1763 code for a protein of 550 amino acids. Gene Ontology annotation, molecular function: acetylglucosaminyltransferase activity. Gene Ontology annotation, biological process: protein N-linked glycosylation. Lineage: Eukaryota; Metazoa; Mollusca; Bivalvia; Ostreida; Ostreidae. The transcript has 14 exons. The record is from RefSeq and is a predicted model, not a curated record. Gene Ontology annotation, cellular component: endoplasmic reticulum; Golgi stack; endoplasmic reticulum-Golgi intermediate compartment.